Neoarthrinium moseri is the source of this 690-nucleotide messenger RNA. RefSeq lists its product as uncharacterized. The record is from RefSeq and is a predicted model, not a curated record. The transcript is spliced from 5 exons. NCBI's taxonomy places the organism in Eukaryota, Fungi, Ascomycota, Sordariomycetes, Amphisphaeriales, Apiosporaceae. Bases 1 to 690 code for a protein of 229 amino acids.
AUGCAAACCCAGUGCACCAUGUCAAAGGGAGACCGGGCUCGCCGUCUCCUUCGUCUAGAGACAGAGUCCUGGUUCCGAGGGUACACAAUCGACGAGCGCGAUCGCGCUCUUCUUGACGCUGACAAUGUCUCCUUCGUUGACUACACAGCAGGCAACUAUGUUCGAAAACUUUUUCACAUGAAGCGAGGCGAACAAUUUGGUGAGACUGAUUGGACAGUCGAGGCGGACGAUGACUGCAAGAAGAAGGUGGCUCAAGCUGGAGGUGCUAUCGUUGGAUACGGACCCUUCCCUGACUCCUCUAUUCCCUGGGUCUCGAUGACAGUCAACACCAACAUCAAGUGCGCCAAAGAUGCCGGUACCUCCUGGGGCUACCUCUCCACGCAUCCCUCAAACAUUCGCAUCUUCAGAGGCCCGCCUAAUACUUGCCCUGAUCACCCUUGGGAUGCGAUGAUUCUUCGGGAUUGUCACACCAACUCUAGCAAUUUCCAUCGAAUUGAUCAAAUUGCCUCCCGAAGGUGGGAUAUUCUUGCCAUGAAGAUGUGUGAGGACUACGAUCACCCCUGGGUCGUCGUCAGCGUCAAGGAUGCUGGCGAGGCCGCACGCCCUGAGCGCGACUGCAAUGAUGCUCACGAAUGUGGAUGUAUUAGGGACCCGAAUGAUGGACCUGUAGGGCCAUGCGGUCCUCGGUAG